Messenger RNA from Thalassophryne amazonica, 946 nucleotides. RefSeq names its product protein FAM180A. The record is from RefSeq and is a predicted model, not a curated record. The transcript has 3 exons. NCBI's taxonomy places the organism in Eukaryota, Metazoa, Chordata, Actinopteri, Batrachoidiformes, Batrachoididae. Bases 406 to 882 code for a protein of 158 amino acids.
UAUACUUCUCAUUUUCAGAAGUGUGUUGUUAUUUUUGAUGUACACAAUUUAUAUGUAUACACCAGGUGAACUAAGGGGAGCGAAACACUGAAUGUUACACUGCCACCACGGGCUGUCGGGUUCACACUAUAUCCAACAUUUCUUCAAGCAUAUAUACUGGAUAAAUAUUCUGCACCUUACUCUGGUUUUUCAUAGUCGUCACCUGGUUCACACUCCUUCAUGAUCUGCAGCUCUGGUAUUCAGAAUUGUGUCUCUGCUUCACAGCCAACUGGCUUCUUCCCUCUUUUUCCAAGGUGGAAAAAAAUCAAUGGUAUUCAGUCUGCGUCUCCAGUUGGAUUCACAAAAGAGACUCAAGCAAAGGAGAGAAGAACACAGUGAUAUCUAUCAUUACUCCGAGAGAGAAGAAUGGAAAUGAAAAUUCAACUUAAAAUCUGCUUUCAGGUCAUAAUGUUGCUGUGCUCGGAUGUGGCCACAGGAAACAGUCCUACCUCACAGAUAACUGGCACACCCAUAUCUCAUACAAACCUCAUUUUUGAGAUCUUGUUGGCUGGGGUAGAAAUCGAUCAGGACAAUAACAUUGUACUGCUCGACAAGGAAAUGGCGUCAAUGAGGUCAGGGCAGACCUUCUUGUCUCAGAUAAAUGACAACAUUCCCAAAAACCUGCUCUCCGUGGUGGAGAUGGUGACCGCACUACUGGACCAGAGCUGGUCACUAACGCAAAUCCAGUUUGAGACAAUCGUCCUGACCAUGGUGUACUCGGCCCACCAAGCGAGGAAACAGGAAUCACGAGGGCAGCAAGAGGCGUGGGGUGAAGUACUUGUUCAGCUGGCUAACAUUACCGUCCAAGAACUACGUGGUCAUCAUCUCAUCUUUUAUGAAUAAUAUUCCCAGUGCAGCUUUCUGUGUGAAGAAUCUAUACUCAAUAAAUCACUUAUUCUAAAAACAA